GUUGGUGAUUGGCACAUUUGGGAGACAUGUCAUUUCCUUAUCACCUGUAUUUUUGUGCAUAAAAUAAACUGAUUCUUAUGUAUAUUCCUAAAUUAUGAAAAAAAAUAUAUGCUCUAUAUAUUUAGAGCCCUAUAUUUUGUGACAUGAGUGGAAUUAACAGAUUUAGAGGGUUAAUCCGGCUUGCCUUUUGGUUAUGGAGGUGUAUGACCCAUAUAAUAGGAAAAAGCAGCUCCAUGCUGCCUGAUAGGGAGACCCAGGAAUAGAGAGGAGCCUGGGGUCCCAUUAUUUCCAUUAAUAUGUGGGAACCUUCCCUGGGGAGAGGUAGGGGGGCUUUGGCACAGAACUGCCUCCUGUUGAAAUAAGCUGUAGAGCUGUACUGGGCCUUAUCAUUUGUGCAAUUUUGAUCAUCAGAAAUCCACAGAGGGGGCCUAAAUCUCCAGCUUGUACAGGGCCCCAGAGGAGGUGUUUUUCCUUAGGGAUUUCCCAGCCUGACAGAAGUGAAUGGGGAAAGGCUGCAGAGCCUGGGAGAUCGCAUUCCUUUACUCUCCCCAGCCAGCAUCCUAAGGAUAUUCCCCCGCUCCCCCCCGCAAGUCUCUGGCCGCCUCCCCCGCUUCCUGGGGCUUCUCACAGGGUCACUGCGGAGCCCAUUGUGCCGCUGCCCCCUCCCUCCUCCGUCCCUCGGUGAAUCCCCGGCCGCAUUGUGUCUCUCCCGGCUGCGCUGAUGACAGAAGCUCCGCGUCACUGUGCGCACUCAGCUGUCACCCAGAUCCGCCUCCGUUGCCUUUAGUAGAUAUAAGUUACAUUCCGACACCCCUCCCUGCCAUGUGUCCUUCCCUUACACUGCGCUUAUAAGUCUCAGAGCUGAGCCGGCAGCGCACAGUGCAGCAUCUGAUAGCGCAACAACCGGGCGCAAAGUGCUGUAUCGGGCGCUAACCCAUUGGAUGUUAACUUGGUGCAGCUGGGAAGACGCACAAGUUGCUUACAGUACACACAGGUUCCAUAGCCAGGGCUAACUAAGCGGUCAUUGCGCAGCGGGCUGGCAUCACUCUGCCUCCCUGGAGCGCCUUCCGUUGCGCAUUAGCGGAUUCCCCCAUCCAAUUCCAUGCGGCUGCCCAACAUGUCCAGUAACUUUCUGCUUGCGCCCAUCCCGGAGAGCGCCGAUUACUUUACGGUCAGGGAUAUUAAAAUGGCAGUGAUGGGAACCAGCAGCGUUGGGAAAACAGCAAUGAUUGUGCGAUUCCUGACCAAAAGGUUCAUUGGAGAUUAUGAAGCCAAUACAGGGAAUCUUUACUCCAGGCUUGUGGUCAUGGAUGGGGAACAGACUUCUUUGCAAAUCCAAGACACCCCUGGAUGCAUUAAGGUGGAGGAAGAAGUGUCCCCAGAGGUUCUGAGAUACGUCCAGUGGGCCGAAGGCUUCCUUCUUGUCUAUUCAGUCACAGACUGCAGGAGCUAUCAGUGUAUCCGGCCUCUCUACCAGCACAUCCGCAAGGUUCAUUCAGACUCUAAGGUGCCGGUCAUUGUAGUGGCCAAUAAAGGGGAUCUGCUGCACGUGCGGGAGGUGUCACAUGACGCAGGCAUACAGCUGGCCAAUGAACUGGGCUGCUCCUUUGUGGAAAUCUCAACCAGUGAGAGCUGCCAGGAUGUGUGCGACGUGUUCCAGCACCUGUGCAAGGAAAUCACCAAGCUGCAGAGCGCCAAUCCCGCCGAAAAGAGGAGAGGCUCCAUCAUUCCCCGACCAAAAUCCCCCAACAUGCAGGAUUUAAAGAGACGCUUCAAGCAGGCCUUGUCUCCAAAAGUGAAAGCCUCCUCAACAGUAGCAUAGGGGCUUUCACUCAACAGGACUCAGUCUUUUUUUUUUUUAAUUUUUAUUAAGAUUUUCUUUAUUUUUAUACUGAAAUGAGCAAAAUUUACACAAAAAAAAAACAUUAUUGUUUAGUUUAUAUUUUAUUUAUAAAUAUAUAUUUUGUAAUGUAUUUUAUGGAUACACUGCCAGCCAUCAAACCUUCCACCCCAAUGUGUUCGAGCCUUAAUAAUAAAUAAUAUUCUAUUCUGCA
Messenger RNA from Xenopus tropicalis (tropical clawed frog), 2054 nucleotides. It is a transcript of the gene rasl11a, whose product is annotated as RAS like family 11 member A. The record is from RefSeq and is a predicted model, not a curated record. The coding region runs from base 1103 to 1822 and encodes 239 amino acids. The transcript has 4 exons. NCBI's taxonomy places the organism in Eukaryota, Metazoa, Chordata, Amphibia, Anura, Pipidae. Gene Ontology annotation, molecular function: G protein activity; GTP binding; GTPase activity.